Messenger RNA from Arabis nemorensis, 1311 nucleotides. NCBI's taxonomy places the organism in Eukaryota, Viridiplantae, Streptophyta, Magnoliopsida, Brassicales, Brassicaceae. The record is from the annotation of a GenBank genome assembly.
AUGUGGGCUAUCAUGACCGUCGUCGUUGUCUUUGAAUUCUCAGGAGGGGCCACACUUUCGAAAGGACUAAAUAGAGGAGUGGCAACAUUAGUAGCCGGAGGACUAGGAAUUGGAGCUCAUCAACUAGCAAGUUUGUCGGGUCGAACAGUCGAACCUUUUCUUCUCGCCAUCUUUGUCUUUGUGCAAGCUGCGACGGUCGCGAGGUUCCUCCCGCGGGUGAAGGCGAGAUACGAUUAUGGGGUAUUGAUAUUCAUAUUGACAUUCGCACUUAUAUCGUUGUCGGGGUUUAGAGACGAAGAGGUAUUGGAUUUGGCUCAAAGCAGACUAUCAACAAUUGUGAUCGGAGGAAUCAGUUGCAUACUUAUUUCUAUCUUUGUCUGCCCCGUCUGGGCUGGACAAGAUCUUCAUUCUCUCCUUGCCUCCAACGUUGACACACUCGCCAACUUUCUUCAAGAUUUUGGGAACGAAUAUUUUGAAGCGACAGAGGAUGGGGAAAUCAAAGAGGCGGGGAUGAGGAUAAGGAAUUUUGAACGAUAUAAAAGUAUUCUCGACUCAAAAAGUGAUGAAGAAGCAUUGGCUAAUUUCGCAAAAUGGGAACCAUGUCAUGGCCAAUUUAGAUUCAGGCAUCCAUGGAAACAAUAUCUCGUUGUGGGUGCAUUGCUUCGGGAGUGUGCCUACCGGAUUGAUGCCUUAAAUAUCUACAUCAACUCAGAGUUUCAGAUCCCAAUGGACAUUAAAAAGAAAGUAGAAGAACCAUUAAGAAAGAUGAGUUUGGAAUCAGGAAAAUCAAUGAAAGAAGUGUCGAUUUCAUUAAAGAAAAUGACAAAACCGUCUUCUUCUGAUAUCCAUAUCUCAAACUCACAAUCGGCCUACAAAGAUCUGUCUAAUUUACUCAAAUCAGGCAUUUUGAAAGAUGUUGAGCCUCUACAACUGAUUUCAUUGAUGACGACAAUCUCGGGGCUCAUCGAUAUUGUAAACUUGACCAAAAAAAUCUCAAAAUCCGUACACGAGCUUGCAUCCGCUGCAAUGUUUAAGAACGAGAUGAGGCCAACAAUAUCAUCCGACAAGUCGGAUUCUUUAAGCAUUGGUCGGGCCAAGCCAAUCAAAUCUCAUGAUGAUGAUGAUGUUGUCACAAUUUUAGGUGAUGCUGAUACAUCAAACGACACAGAUAACCAAUCACGUGGAGAGAGUUCAAUAGAUUCAUGUCAUCAUGCCGCGAUAAAGAUUAAUGAUGAUGAUUUAAUAUAUGAGAAACAUGAAGAUGGUGUAUCAAGUGAUCAGAGUAUUGCUAGUAGAAGUGGACGGGAAUGA